UACAGAAUUGAUGAAGCCUUUAAGAUGUCCAUGGCUGUCGAUAUUGCAGCUGGUAUGAAAUACCUUCACAGUAGUCCUAUCAAACUCCACGGCUGUCUGACUUCGUCUAAAUGCGUCAUCGAUAGUCACUGGGUGGUCAAGAUCACCGACUGGGGACUGCAUUACUUCAAAGCUGGCCAGGAGAAGGGCAAUUUACCCGCCCAAAAGAUGUACACAGAUCUGUUAUGGACCGCACCAGAACACAUCAAUCUAGCAAAAUUGGAACGAGAAGGCAUGACACAGAAAGGCGAUGUUUAUAGCUUUGCCAUUAUCAUCCAAGAGAUCUCCACAAGGACUGGACCGUUCAAUGACUGUGGUUUUGAACCUCGAGAGAUCAUUCAGCGUGUUAUUGCACGUGACGAUCCACCAUUUCGCCCCGAGGUAUCUACGGACGAAGUUCGGGCCGAGCUCGUACUGUUGAUGAUAGAAUGCUGGAAUGAGGAUCCUGAGGAGAGACCUCAUUUUCUACGCAUCGUGGAAAGGCUUAAGAAGAUCAGCGGCAGAUAUAGAAACACCAAUAUCAUCGAAAACAUGGUUUCCAUGAUGGAGAAACAUUCUAAUCAUUUGGAACAACUUGUGGAGGAAAGAACUCGUCAGCUGAACGAAGAGAAAGAGAAAACUGAUCGCCUGUUAUUCAGAUUACUACCCCAGCCAGUAGCUGAGCAGUUCAAGCUUUACAACUCUGUCCAAGCAGAAGAGUUUGAAGAGGUUACCAUCUUCUUCAGUGAUAUCGUGGGAUUCACCAAACUGUGCUCCAACAGCCAGCCUCUUGAGGUCGUARACUUUCUCAACGAUCUUUACGUGGCAUUCGAUGAAAUUAUUUCCCAUUUUGAUGUUUACAAAGUGGAGACUAUUGGUGACGCGUACAUGGUGGUCAGUGGCUGCCCCGUGUUAAAUGACAAGAAACACGCCGGGGAGAUUGGCAGCAUGGCUUUAGAUCUACUGAGUCACAUGACCGUCUUCCGCAUACGUCACCGUCCAGAGGAACAGCUUCAGUUAAGAAUUGGGAUACAUACAGGCCCAGUUGUCGCUGGCGUGGUGGGAGUCACCAUGCCAAGAUACUGUCUGUUUGGUCACACAGUUAACAUUGCUAUGAAGAUGGAAAGCACUGGAGUUGGUCUCCGUAUUCAUGUCAGCCGAGAAGCAUACCUUCGUCUCGUUGAGCUCGGUGGAUUUUACUUGGAAGAGCGAGGACAAGUCAAAAUUAAGCGUCGUGGUAUGGUUACUACCUACUGGUUGGUUACUAAGGAGGGCUUCAACAAACCUCUACCUGACCCAGCACCGGAUAUCAAUGAGCCUGUAUUCGAGACCCUGGACGUGUAUUACGCUAGUUAA
Actinia tenebrosa (Australian red waratah sea anemone) is the source of this 1374-nucleotide messenger RNA. RefSeq names its product atrial natriuretic peptide receptor 1. Gene Ontology annotation, biological process: cGMP biosynthetic process; receptor guanylyl cyclase signaling pathway; protein phosphorylation. Gene Ontology annotation, cellular component: plasma membrane. The record is from RefSeq and is a predicted model, not a curated record. Gene Ontology annotation, molecular function: adenylate cyclase activity; peptide receptor activity; protein kinase activity. Lineage: Eukaryota; Metazoa; Cnidaria; Anthozoa; Actiniaria; Actiniidae.